CUUUCCUUGAGCCUGGUCAGUCCAACGAGAAGAGUACAAAGAAGGGAAACAAGAAAGGUGGGAAGAGAGAAGAGAACAAAGCUGAUAGUUCAGAUGGCCGAGGAGAUAGAGGAUUGGUGUUUUUCGAGACUGAUGAGGUGAAAAAAGAAAAGACAGAGAUUGAUGAUACUAAGGAUGUGAAAAUAGACAUUUCAGAGAAGAAAGUUGAGGAAAUUUUCAAAAUUUUGAAUAAAGUCCCAAACCGAACAGACAGUGGGGUUUCUAGUGCAGAGCCCUUCUUUUCCUCAAGGGGUAGAGGGCUUCCCCCAAAGUGGGAUACCCCUGCUGGGACUGUGGUUCUAGUGAACAAGCCAAAAGGAUGGACUUCAUUUACAGUCUGUGGAAAGUUGCGCCGCCUAACCAAAGUGAAGAAGGUAGGCCAUGCCGGGACUCUUGACCCUAUGUCCACUGGUUUAUUGAUUGUAUGCAUUGGUAAAGCCACAAAGCUCGUUGAUAGAUACCAGGGUAUGAUUAAGGGCUAUAGUGGAACUUUCCGUCUAGGAGAAGCUACCUCUACUUGGGAUGCAGAUUCCCCGGUGUGUUUUAUGUGACAUUUUCACAAUUACUCCAUCUGUCCCAUGUAAAUGUUUUUUGUUUGACUUGACUAGUUUUUAUAAAUUCAUUUUUACACUUUGACUUCUAAAUUUUCCCCUAAAUAAGUGAUUUGAGAGUAAAACAUUUUACUUAUAAAUUAGUGAUGGAUCUGAGACAGAUGUAAAAGGAUAGUAGAAAUGUUAUUUAGGGACGAUGGAAGUAAAAUACUUUAAAUGCUAGUAGAGAUACUUGGUAGGACCUACCAACGACGCAAACAAAAAAGAGACCCAUGAAGCAUGCUGCAGCUUGAAUUAAAAUUAUAAAUGUCUUUUUAAUUUUUGUGUGUUAGUUUUGAAUCAUGGGUUAGUUGUUGUGCUAUUUAAAAAAGGUGCUUCCUGCACAUAUUAACAGUCUAAGAUCAUGGCUCCACUUUCCUCCUAGUCAUGGAUCCACUUUCCUAGUUUUUAAGAGUGAAUAUAAUUGGGCCUCAAGAGAAAGCAUGUGUUUGUUCAUGGAAGCGUCUGUUGAGUCUAGUUGUUCUUGGGUACCCAUUUUGAUGGGCUCUGAUGCCAAACUGUUACAAGCCUGAGUUUGAGAUUGUGUCACAGAGCGGUGUGAAGAAGAAAGUAAUAGAGUAAUUAAUUCCCAUCAAUUAGGUUUCCUAGUUUAUUAUUAUGUUUCCUAAUGUAUUUUGGAUACUAUUUCUUAUAUAUAUGACAUCUAGGGCUCCCAAUUGGGUUAAAUCAUUCCAUUAUUCUCACAUGGUAUCAAGAGCUCUAGGUUUUAGUCCAAAUUUAAAAAAAAUCCGCUCCUAUGGCCUCUGCCGCCGAGUCUCAAGCAGUCACCGCCGCCGCAUCCCAAGCUGUCACCACCGUGACCGACCCCAUGCUGAGCGUGACCGACUACCAGCCUAUCUCCUCGCCUUUGCCGACAGCGGUCGUCUCUUCCACGGCUGACCAGCUUCGCUCGCAGUCGUACUCGGCGUUCCCUUCUUCCCUUCCGGCAGCAACGUGGGUCCCCCUAUUUUCACUUGGACUCCGUCUGCGCCGACUUUCAGUCCGUUGGUCCAGACACCAUCUCAACAGCUCCCCGUGUUCCUCGGUUUGCCGGGCCCACGUUAUCGGGCAGUCCAGGUUUGGAGCUUCCUUCGGCUGGAGUUAUUGGACAACAGUCCACUCAGAUGCCCACGUCGUUUGCUACACUUGCUCAAGGUAUGACUUUUGGGGCCUCUGUUACAACUAUCGUGACCUCAAAAUUGACAGCUGUUGAGGAUUAUUUGCCCUGGCUCACUCAGUUUGAAUCUUUUGUGGUAGCCAACGGCCUUUUGGGAUUUCUUGAUGGCUCUCUAUCCGCUCCGCCUAUGUAUAUUUAUGAUUUAUAUCAGGCUCAGUCCCCGAAUCCUGAAUAUUAUCAUUGGCUCAAAUUAGACCAGGCGGUACGUGCCUGGUUGUUUGCAACCCUUUCCUGAGAUAUUUUGAUGGAAGUUGAUAGGGAGCAGGCCGGGGCAGCCGGUCAGCGGGCAGAUGCGACCGAAGGAGAGCUGGGCCCCAGGCCCUUGAUAGUCUACAGGAGGCGGGGACGGGCCUGAGCCCACCUUCGUGGGCUGGCUAUUUCAGUGGCUUUAAUUAAUUAGGAGUUUCCUAAUUAUUACGUUUCCUAUUUAUUUCCUAUUUAUUAUGUUUCCUAUUUCAAGUUAGUUUCCUAUUUAUUAUGUUUCCUAUUUCAAGUUAGUUUCCUAGUAUGAUUUAAUUAGGAGUUCUACCUUAAUUAGAACUAGUAGGCUAUUUAUACCCUGAAUAGGGUUAUUCGAACUAUGCUUAUGAUGGAUAGUGUACCCGGGGGUAGCUUAUCCGAGGGGUUAUUACGGGGAAUAACUAGAGAGAAGUCAGAGCAAGUAAGUAUAUAGAGAGAAAGUAUAUUAGAAAGUAUUCAGCGUGUUAUGACCUGGUUACAAAUGGGGAAAUGGGGUGCUAUUUAUAGUAGCAAUAAAUGCCGGACAGGGACACGUGUCAAGCGUUCAUUGGCCGAGGGGUCACCUCAACUGGUUGGCGCUGACAACCGCAUGUGGCCGCAUUUAAUGCGGUUGUUGGAUGGGACGUUGUACAGGCUACGGUGAUCUAUACGCAUGUGGAGCGGAUAUUAUGUCGGAAAAGGUGCCCUCGGUAGUAGAUGACUAGCCGAGGGCUCUGAGUACCGGGGACCCCUUUAGUGCCGAGGGCUCUAGGUGCCGAGGGCUACUGAUUUUCGCCGUUUUUCCCAGUAACUUUGUUUUCCUGUCUUGGCCCUCCUGUGAGAUUUAGAGCCUUCGGCCAGGGGGCCGAAGGCACCCCUGGUGCAUAUUGUGGGCCGCCUGGUACUCUGGGCGCUGCAAUUUGGGCCUGUUAUGCUUCCUGGGCCUGUUGGGCCUUUAUUGGAGUAGUAGGAGUCUGUGGGCCGGGGGUUCCCGGGCCAUAUACUCCAUCAGGAGUCCCUCACUCCUUUUGCCGAAAGAUACUUGAGGGAAAAGGAGUAGUUGUGUUUGUCCUCUGCCGUUGUUCCGUUGUAGUUUGUGGUGUUGUGGGUAAUUUGCUGUUUGUUUAUUCUGCCGAGGGCAGUCCCUCAGUUACCCACAUGUCGGGACAUGAGGGGUCAUGUUUGUGAUUUUUGUGAUUUUUCUCGGGGGGGGGGGGGGGGUUCUCCAGUCCCCCACUCCUUGAGACACUUGCAAAGUGGUGAAAAGGAGUAGAGUAGUUGCGUUGCUGUUUUGGGCCGAAGGCCGACGCUUUUCGUUUCAUUUUGGGGAUGCCUCGUUAAAAACCUCAUUAGGAAAAACCCUGUGGGAAAAAAUCCUAAUGAGGGAAAAAGAGUGCACCGAAUUCCCCCAACGAUAAAUCGAAAAUGUGAAACAUUGGUUCGAAAUGGAGACUAAUGCUGAUGCCGAAGGCUUUCCUUGUUCUGAGGGCUCAUGUGUUGAUUAGCCGGAGGCUUGUUGUUGAUGUCCUGGGAGGUGCCAAAGGGGGUCUCUCAAUCCGGGGAUCGAGGGCGUAAUGAAUGCGAGUAGUAGUUGAAGUAUUAUCGGGGUGUCCCCUGUUUGUUGAUUAGUUGGUGAGGAGGGUAUCCGAGGGCUCCCGUUACCUGUGUGCCGUAGGCUGUCCGCCAAUGAGGCGUAUUCCCCGGGGGCUACCCGGCCCUCAAAGUGCUGAGGGGGGAUCCCCGAGGGGUGGCCUGUUAUGAAGCCGUUGGCUUCUGAUGGAGUGAUCCCGAAGGCAUCCGUUAUGUAGUGUGUGGGGCACAAACCGGGAGUGUCUCCGGGUAAGUGUACCCGGGGGCUCUUCUUGAUGAAGUGGAGUGAAGUAAAAAGCCCGGGGGCUAAUUUCUUGGUUGAUGAAGGAGUGGCCUGUCAAGUGUAGCUGGGAGCUCCCAGAAUAUAGCCGUUGGAGAUAUAGCCGUUGGAAUAUCUAACGUCAGGAUAUAGUCGUUGGGGGGUUGCCACGUGGUGUGUGCUCGUUGGCUGCCCGUGGGCGGGCGUCACCGAUCGGGCGAAACCACGGUUUGUAAUGAUGGUAGUCCAACCGGAGGCCCUGUUUCCAGACCCAAGCCCGGAUCCCAGCGCCUAUAAAUACCCCAUGGCCGGACACCACUCUUCCUGUGCGAUUACUUGUUAGCGAAGCUCUGCCGGAUUUUUUCUAGAGAGAGAAACACUGCCCUCGAUCUAACUCCCGCUUUAAGGUCAGUUCCCCAUCUGUUCUUCUCCCUCCUUAGCUAGCUGUAGCGGCCUUAGAUCUAGGAGUUAUAGCCUAGAACACUUAGUGUUUUCGAGCCCUCGAACCAGUGAAAGAUGUCCUCCCAAAGUGAUUCCCAGGACAUAUCGAGGGAUCCCUCGAUGGAAGAGGAGAGCUUCUCGGACGCGGGGUCCUCGAGCGAGCAACCCUCGGCCCAGGAGGAUGUCGCGAUGGCGGUGGAAAUGCAGAAGGAGUUGGUGGCCGAAGUCGAAGCCGAGGGCUUCGAGCAAGAGGCGGAGGAUGAAGAGCUUGCCCUCGCCGUGUAAGUUGCAGAGGAGGAGGAAGAGAAGGAGAGGCUGAGGGUGACCGUGGCUGUUCUUCCCCCUCGGGGUGCUGGUGAGGCUGGGAGCUCUCGACCCCUCAACCCGACGCCGAUAAGAGUGGCCCCCGGGAAAAAACAGGAGAAGAAGAAAACCGCUCCCAAAAAGAAAUGCAUUGUUGCUGAUCAGGGGAAACCCAUAGAUAUGCCCGAGGGGUACUCCUGGCUGAAUACUGCUGCCCUCGAGAUAGGGUCGAAGGUUGACAGGGAAGAUAUGUACGUGACUCAGCUGCACGUGGGUCCUUCGGCUGUGGUGGUGGCGCCGGGCCCUGAUGAUGUGCUUUCCCGGGCUCCCGAGGGUUGCAUCGCCGUACACAUUUUGUCGGUGUCAAUGGGGCUCCGGUUCCCCCUGCACCCAUUCCUUCGGGAGUAUCUUCGGUAUGUGGGCUUGGUCCCCUGCCAGUUGACGCCUAACAGCCACUCCUACGUGGCGGGAUUCCUGAAUCUCUGCCGGGCCCGAGGGGUGACCCCCAGCCUGGAUUUAUUCUUCCAGAGCUUCAACCUCUGCCGAGGGGGUCACGCGAACGCCGAGGGCUUCGCCAAUCUGCAACAGGUGGCUCGGUGGAAGUUAUUCACAGAAGCGCCCUCGUCCAACAAAGGCUGGAAGGAGCGGUGGUGCUACGUUAGAAUUGCCGAGAGCCCCUUUCCGAUGGAACUUCGGGAUCGCUUCCGUCGGCAUUCGAAGGUCGGAAGUGCUGCUCUGGAGAAGGAUGGCUUGAUAAUAGCCAAGAUUCCGGAGGGUCGCACGAAGCAAGUGUCCAUUAAGGACUUCACUGCUGACAAGGAGCUUUUCGCCCUCGGCUUUCGCAGAUAUCGCUUCCUCGGCGAAAUAGACGAGAAAUAUCCUGUGCUGGCAGGAGUUAGUAUCCGAGGGCUUCCUUUUUUUUGUACUUAGGAUUUUUCCCUCCCCCUUUUUUUUGCUCUCUUUCCCUUCGGUCUAACCCCUUUGUUUUUGUUGGCAGGUGUUAAUAUGGACGCUGGUAAACUCUUCGCUCUGAAGAAAAAGAAGGGCAAGACCCAGGCCCAGAAGAAGGACCCCUCGGUCCAACCGCCUGUGGAAGCCUUCUUUCAAAAGGAGAUUCCGGAGCCCUCUGCUGCGGAGGGAGUUGCCGGGGUGGCAGAGGAGGCCACCAAAAAGAAAAAGGGGAGCAAGGCGGUUGAGUCCCCGGCUAAGAAGCAGAGGGGUACAGGGGGAACCGUCGGCCAGGAUGCCCCUUGGUGAUCAUUGAGGAUCGCCCUUCUCCGGAUCCCCCAGUUGAUGCUGCGGCGACAGCCCAAACCAAUCCUCCCUUGAGAAGCCCCCCUCGGGAGAUCCUGCAGCUUUCCUUGGCCCCGGGGGCUUCCGUCCUACACGGCUCAGCGGAGCCGAAAGCUUUCUUGAGGGGGAUGACCUCGUUAAUGGACAAGGCUGCCCUCUCAACCUAUGAUGAUGAGGCCCUCGAGAACAGGAUCCUUCGGUCUUCAUUAACUGUUUGCGUAGCCCUCAGGGAGCACGCACAGAGGCUUGAGCAAUGGCGCCUCUGGAAGGCGGAGCAGGAUCGGGAGAUGAAGGAGCUCAUCCUGAAGAACUCCGAUGCUGUAAAGCAGAUGGCCAUGCUGGAGGAAGAUCUCCGGAAAGCUGCCGAGGGAGCUGAGCUGAAGGCCAAAGCUGCAGCGGAGGAAGCCAGGCUUGAGGCCGAGAGGGUAGCUAAGAAAGCCGCCGAGGAGGCAGAGUUUGCUAAGGCCGAGGCCGUCGCCAAAGCCCGAGAAGAAGUUGUUGCCGCAUUCAUGGCCAAGGGCUGGAAAGCCGAAGAUAGGCGGCAGUGGGUGGCCUCGGUUGUGGAGUCAUCGGUAGAUGACUGGGUGAAGGGCCCCGGGGGAGACUGGAUGGCGGAAAGGGGAGAUAGUUAUUACCAAGGGGGUGAAUUCUUCACCCAGCACCUUGUGUACCGGAGGUUAGCCAGACACUUCCAAGUCUCCCUCGAGGAAUUCGACCCCUCGGCGUAUGGCCUUCCUCCUCUGCAGCCAGACGUGAGAAACCCCCUCCCCCCGGGCGAAGAGAGGCCUGUGAUCCAUGACUCCAUGAUGAUGGGGGGAUCCGGCGAUGGUGAUGCCGAGGACGCCAUCGGGGAGGAGGUCGCCUCGAAGCCCGCCGAGGAGGCAACAACUGAAGAAAACACUUGUAGUUAAUAGCUUUUUGAACACUUUUCCUUCUUGUUUGUAAUAUUUGUGUACUCUCGGCCUCGGCCACAUUGUAAUAUAUACAUUUGAAUUUCCUCUCUUUGACGAAUGAAUGCUUGCCUUCGAGCUUUGUGUAUAUGACUUGUCCUC
Cuscuta europaea is the source of this 6963-nucleotide messenger RNA. The record is from the annotation of a GenBank genome assembly. NCBI's taxonomy places the organism in Eukaryota, Viridiplantae, Streptophyta, Magnoliopsida, Solanales, Convolvulaceae.